UUACUCUUUGAUUGAGCAAAGUAUUUCUUGAAUGGAUAUUUUGUUAUUAAUUCCACCGAUUUUCCUUCAUUUACUAGGAUAUUGCAGUAAGCAUUCUUUGCAUUAGUCUUUAAUAUUUUGCAAGUCAUUUUUCUUGUUGUAUUCAUUGGUUUUCUGAGUUUGUGAAUAGUAAGAUUUAAACCUAAACAUGGAUGAUGACGCUAGUUCAGAUGUACAGAAAUGUGUAUCAGAGAGCCCAAUGGAUACCGACGAAGGCCCUUUGAUAAAUGAAAAUUCGAAUGGAUUGUCGCAUCUUUUAACGGAAGGAGAAUUUAACAGCGUCGAUACUGGUGUUGUGGACGAAUCAUCAACAUCAAAUCAAGGAUUUCUCAAUGCGGUUGAGCUCUCAGCGGGUAGCGUUGGAGAUUAUUUGGAAAACAAUGCCAGUCGUUUUAGCGCAGACAAUUUCGAUGUAGGCGAUAACGCUGUCGAAUUUUCUAAUGAAUCAAGUAAUGCUCUUACCGACGGGGAUUCUCGUUUAAGUGAACCAGGUUUUAAAGCCGUUACUUCUGAUAUAGAUGAUAGUAAAGACGAGAAGGUCGAAGUGGGAUCCGACAAUGCAGAUGAAAAUUCAGCGGAUCUCACCAAAAAAAUUAUUAUGGCGUAUCGAUCUAAGAUUGUAGAAGACGCAAAAUUAGAGGAAACCGACACUGAUAUUAAUUCCAAGCCUCGUAAAUUGAGCAAUGAAAUAAAUGAAGCUUCAGAAGACAUUUCUUGUGAUAAAGAUAAGAUAACUGAAGGAAUAAAUAAAAAUUUAGCAGAAGAACAAAAAUUGGAUUUAAAACAGGAUACAACGGACACACUGAAGAAUGAUAAAAAUGACAUAAUUGAUGCUAAAGCUGAUGAAGAUAAAACUGAAUUGAAUGCAGAGGCAAAUGUUGGUGGGGCUGAAGAGACAGAAGUGGUAUCAGAGGAUGAACUGCCCGCUGUUCAGAAGCCAAGUAUAAAGGAUGCAGAAAAUGUGUCUGAUGAUGAACUGCCGGGACCUAAACCUGCUGACCUGCCCGCAGAUACUGAGGUUGUAUCAGAAGAUGAAUUACCAUCAUCUAAAAAAGAAUCUAAAGAAUCUCGUAAACGAAAACCUGAUGAAGAGAGAGAUGGUUAUGAUCCAGGAUCACCUACGUCUGAAGGUGAAUCAUCUAAUAAGAAGCAGGCUGUUGCUAAGAAUGGUGAAAGUAAACCAAUACCUGCUGAGAAAAGAUCAUCUAUUGAUGAAAAACCUAAAAAGAAACCUCUUCCUGAACUAGACAAGUACUGGAAAGUUGUCAACGAUGACCCUACUGACUUUACCGGGUGGACAUAUUUGUUACAAUAUGUAGAUCAAGAGAGCGACGUGGAGGCGGCGCGCGAGGCGUACGACGCCUUCCUGUCGCACUACCCCUACUGCUACGGCUACUGGAGGAAGUACGCGGACUACGAGAAACGUAAAGGAAGUAAAAAGAAGUGCCUCGAGUGCAACGAGGCCGCCACGUUGAUAUGCCAAAGCCAUCGGUUCGCAUCGGACAGUUGUAUAACCGUCGCGUAGAUUUCGGUCUAGUGUAUUAUUGUUUGUGGUGUAAAAUUUGUAUUUUACUUUAUAAGUUUAUGAUGUAUUGUGAUAUUGAUAUAUUUGUACAUUACUUAAUUUGAUGUUGAUACAUUGGAGAUACUUAAGCAAAUAAUGACUAAUCCAUGUUAGGCAUGGAGCGACACAGGUUUUAGCGCUUGAGUUAGCGAUGGCGGCCGGCGGCGGCGGCGGGCGGCGCGCCGGACACAGGUGUAAUAUGACCGACAAACAUUUUAUAUACAUUGAAUGCAGGUGAGACGUUGCGACUCCACUCCAACGACUCACUUCAUCAUUUCCAAAUUAUAACAGUCAUAUAAUGCUAUAUUAUUCCCUUGCUUGCAUAGCGCGGCCGUCGGGCGGCGGCGGCGCCCCGAGCCCCGCGGCCGCCGCGCUCAUGUCCCUAUGUUGCAGGUUUUGGAAAGAGGUCUCAAAGCGAUACCCUUAUCUGUCGACCUUUGGAUACAUUUCCUCAAUCAUAUUAAAACAACUAGAAGUGAAGAUAUUC
Molecule: messenger RNA, 2090 nt
Organism: Papilio polytes (common Mormon)
Lineage: Eukaryota; Metazoa; Arthropoda; Insecta; Lepidoptera; Papilionidae
Gene: Prp39
Product: pre-mRNA-processing factor 39
Exons: 8
Coding region: 188-1564 (458 amino acids)
Biological process (GO): mRNA 5'-splice site recognition; RNA processing
Cellular component (GO): U1 snRNP; commitment complex; U2-type prespliceosome
Molecular function (GO): protein binding
Source: RefSeq, a predicted model, not a curated record